Messenger RNA from Chaetomium fimeti, 2929 nucleotides. RefSeq lists its product as uncharacterized. Gene Ontology annotation, molecular function: protein binding. The record is from RefSeq and is a predicted model, not a curated record. Lineage: Eukaryota; Fungi; Ascomycota; Sordariomycetes; Sordariales; Chaetomiaceae. Bases 190 to 2745 code for a protein of 851 amino acids. Gene Ontology annotation, cellular component: cytoplasm. The transcript has 2 exons.
CAACCUACUACGCCCGUCACCGCCUCCGGGGCGCAACAUUCGAUAUCAAGUCCGCCGAGAAGCUUUCGGCCGAAGACAAGUUGCUUGAAAUCGAACAUCUUCCUCGACCCCCCCGGCUUGGAAUUUGCAGCCGUCCACUCCUUUGAAUAUCGCCCCCCCAUGCAUUCUUCUUGCCCAUAAGGAUUCAAAAUGGACUCGGAAGACGGCGAGUUUUUCGUCAAGCAACUGGCUAGCUUUGUGCGAACACACGAAAAGGCACUUGCCAACGCGCUUCAGUUUAGGAGGCAGAACACACCACGCCAUGGCGCGUCGCACAGUGUGUCGUCUAUCUCGACAGGGGCUGUACCACCAUCCCCAUCGGUACCCGAAAGACCCGCAACGUCUGCCUCGACAUCGAGCACGCUCGCCGCCGCCCUCUCACUCGGAACCCUAAACUUCACGUCGCACACCGUUAAGUCGGCAAAGUUGGCCCUAACACCACACCAUCUGUUUUAUUUGCUUUCCCGCUUCGAGGAUUUGGGGAUUCCUGUCGGGCCUAUGAAAGUACGCCUCGAGAACCUGCACGAUAGCACCACGUCGGCGAACUAUGUUUCCUUCCUCGGCCAAUCGCAGCGUUCCAAGAGCCGCGGUUCCGAUGUCGGCUCGAUCCGUUCCGUCUCGAGCAUCAGGAGCGUGGUGUCAAGCAUGUCUGCGCUGUGGUCCAGCUUCGGGCUCGGCUCCAGCAUAUCUGCCGCCCGGACUGAGAAGCAAAAGGCUGCUCUCCAAGCCGACCUGAAAUACCUGUAUUCAGCCUUCACCAAGAUCCCGUGCUUGAGGUUGGCGCCAGAUUGGCGAGCCCGGCUUAUCAAGGGUUACGAGGAGUUCCCAUUCGACUCGGCGGUGCCGUUGUAUGUGUUCAAGAACGUGCAGGCGCUCGAGGUUAGCGACAUCGACUUCCGGCAGUUUUUCGGGUGGGACAGGCUUGCAGACCAGCUACGAUCCCUUACGCUCAAGCGUGCCAGCAUCGACGACCCAGCGGAUGUUUUGAUUGAUAUCGUGUUAGACGACAUGGAUAAAAGACGUCGUCGAACAUCCAAAGGGCAUGCCUCACCCACACGGCCGUGGCCUGGGGCUUCGAGUCCUCGAAGAAGCCCGACAGGGUCCAAUAGUGAUCUUCACAGGUCGGCGCCCAUCCCGGGCUCCUCUCCCGAACCACGGAGGUCGACAAUGGACUUGCAGGUUGGAUCACUCAAUAGUGAAGUCGGAGCCGACGGAUCGAGUGGGCCGGAUAGCCGGAGACCAUCCGUCGCCAGGAUCGAUGGCGAUGAGCCAGCCUCGCCUCCCAAGGACGAUACCCGAACGCGGAGCCAUUCCCCUCGGCGUCCGGGUAGUUCCAGGCACCAAUCGACCAACGUGCGCGGUUCCUACAAAAUCCGACGGUCGGGGUCUGGUAGCUCUCAUUCGAGCCUCUCUGACUCGUGGCAGCAUAACUCACGCGGCAGUUCUUCGAACCUCUUGGGCAUGGGCAUCCUUCCGGCUUCCAAGUGGCGCUUCCUCAAGCAUCUGAGUUUGGCCGACAACUCGCUAACCGCGAUCCCCGCAGGGAGUCUAAAUCCCCUCGCCAAUACUCUCAAUUCGCUCGACCUUUCUUCGAACUUGUUCACACAGAUUCCCGACAGCCUAGCGACUCUCACAGCGCUCCGCGCUUUGAAUUUGGCUCAUUGCAUGAUUGAUUCGCUGCACUCUCUUACGCGCAAUCCGCUACCGGCAAUUAGCGCUCUCAACCUGCGAGCCAAUCGCUUGCACUCCCUUGCAGGCAUCGAGAGGCUCUUGCCGCUCGAGAGGCUGGAUCUGCGAGACAAUCGUCUGGCUGACCCGAUGGAAUUGGCCCGGCUAACCGGGAUUCCGGAAAUGCGCGAGAUCUAUGUGGAAGGCAACCCAUUUACGCGCACCCAUCGCGACUAUCGUAUCACCAUCUUCAACCUGUUCCGCCAGACACCUGGAUACACGGAUGAUAUCACGAUCGAUGGUACGGGGCCGACAUACGCGGAGAAGCGGUAUCUGGUAGAGCGAGCCGAAAUCCCUCCCGCCGUACCCGUAGUCAAGCCGGAGACUCCGGAGAUGCCUGCUGUCGACGUGAGCAGACCAACCAUCAUCUACGAUGCGCCUCCCAAAGAGCCCGCGGUUCUACGAAAAGACCGGCCGCUACCAAAGACGGCCGCUACCGAGGUUAACACCAGCUCCACACGACGUCGCAGGGCGCCCAAACGCCGUAUAGUCGAUCUCGCUACCAACGAUAGCCCUAUACCGUAUGCGCGCCCCGUUGACUCCCAUGCGGCUGUUGUCAACAAUACACCGAAGUUGCAGAAUCACUACCGCACCUCGCAGCCACCCGAGACCCACGAGGCACCCCGGAAUACUUUUGUUGAAAGUCCCGUCCCAAACAUGGUGGAAGCAUCUCGGGAAGUUCCUAGGAUCGACACCAAUGUCGUCCCUCAAUUGCCCGCCAUCUUUGGGUCCCCGGGAGGCCACCUCGACUGGGAUGUCGAGGGCGAAAUUUACCGCCAAAAGAUUGAGGAUCUCCGUAAUAAGGUCGGAAACGGCUACCUGAGCGUCCUCAGCGAGGAGAGUUGGGACCCUGCUUCUCACCCGCCAGACUACCACCAGGCACCCGACUUUGGCGCUACCUCUCCAUCUCUCCACUCAGACCCAACGAUGCCCCGGCCGAACCUGCAGGCCAUCCCGAGCGGUGGAACGUUCGCUUAACGAGCAGUAUUACCACUCGCUCAUUUUAUCCAUGAUACCCCUUGGUUUGUUUGCGUUGGCUGGCUGGAAUUGGGAAUAAAUAACGACGAGCGACGAACGGACGGACGGACGGCUAAUGAAAUGGACUGCGUUGGAUCGGAAAUACCCAUCUUUUCUUCCCCUGCGCAUUCUAUUUCUUAUGCAG